Molecule: messenger RNA, 6450 nt
Organism: Epinephelus moara (kelp grouper)
Lineage: Eukaryota; Metazoa; Chordata; Actinopteri; Perciformes; Serranidae
Gene: acanb
Product: aggrecan b
Exons: 18
Coding region: 1-3945 (1314 amino acids)
Biological process (GO): cell adhesion
Molecular function (GO): hyaluronic acid binding
Source: RefSeq, a predicted model, not a curated record
AUGACCCCCCUGCUUCUGCUGUGUGUGUCCUUGCCCUUCAUCUCGGCAACAGUUUUGUUUGAGCUCGAGAACCAUGACGACAUGGAUGGCACGUUGCGUGUCAGCAUCCCUAUGGAGGUGCCUCUCCGUCCUCUGCUGGGAGGCAAAGUAGUGGUACCCUGUUACUUCCAGGACAACACAGUCAAUGACCCCGGAGCUCCCACCGUUGCCCCGCUCACCCAUCGCAUCAAAUGGACCUAUGUCACCAAGGAGAAAGUCACCACAAUCCUUGUGGCAUCCGAGGGUAAAGUUAAUGUGGAGACAGAGUAUCUGGACAGGGUGACAAUGAUCAACUACCCAUUGGUGCCCACUGAUGCCACCAUUGAGAUAACUGAGCUGAGGUCCAAAGAUUCUGGAACCUACCGCUGCGAGGUGAUGCACGGCAUCGAGGACAACUAUGAUUCUGUGGACAUCCAGGUUCAGGGUAUUGUGUUCCACUACCGAGCCAUCUCCACCCGCUACACCUUGACAUUUGAGAAAGCAAAGGCAGCCUGUAUCCAGAACAGUGCCACCAUUGCCACUCCAGCCCAGCUGCAGGCUGCUUAUGAUGACGGAUACCACCAAUGUGAUGCUGGAUGGCUCUCUGAUCAGACCGUCAGGUACCCCAUCCACGAGCCAAGGGAUCGUUGCUUUGGAGACAAGGAGGACUUCCCCGGUGUGAGAACCUAUGGCGUGAGAGAUGUCAACGAGACCUACGACGUGUACUGUUUUGCUGAGAAGCUGUCAGGCAGGGUCUUCUAUUCCAUGUCUGUAGAGAAGUUUACCUUCUAUGAGGCUGGAGAUCAGUGUACCAAACUUGGCGCCCGGCUUGCCACCACUGGAGAGCUUUACCUGGCCUGGAAGGCUGGAAUGGAUGUGUGUAAUGCUGGCUGGCUGGCGGACAGAAGUGUACGCUACCCCAUCAACAUUGCUAGACCUCAGUGUGGAGGAGGACUCCUGGGAGUGAGAACCGUCUACCUGUUCCCCAACCAGACAGGAUACCCCUACCCAGACUCUCGCUACGAUGCCGUCUGCUUCCAAGCUGGUGAGGAUGCUGGUGCUGUGCCUGUGAGGACCACCCCUUUCCCAGACAUCAUCCGCAUUACACCCGCCCCUGGGAUGUACCCAAGCUUAACUCCCUCACCUGGGGUAGAGGAGAUCAAGCGUGGAGGAGUCGACACCUUCUCCCCACUGCCCAUCCCACCCAGUAUGACAGACGUAGAUGCUGCCAUGGGACCCACAGGCAUAGUGUUCCACUACCGACCUAUCACCGGUCGCUAUACUCUUACAUUUGUGGAGGCUCAGGAGGCCUGCCAGAGCGUUGGGGCGGUCAUUGCCAGCCCGCAGCAGCUGCAGGCAGCCUUUGAGAGAGGCCUGCACCAAUGUGAUGCUGGAUGGCUCCGAGACCAGACUGUCAGGUAUCCCAUCGUGUCACCCAGAGAUAACUGUGCUGGUAACCUGCCACACAUCCCAGGAGUCAGAUCCUACGGCCUAAGACCAGCUAACGAACAUUACGAUGUGUUUUGUUAUGUGGACCGUCUGCGAGGUGAGGUCUUCUUCACCAGUGACUAUGACAGCUUCUCCUUUGAGGAGGCUGUGCAGCACUGUCAGAAACUCAACACCACCCUGGCCAACCCCGGGCAGCUGUUUGCUGCCUGGAACCAAGGGCUUGACAAGUGCCGUCCUGGCUGGUUAAUGGACCGUAGUGUCCGCUACCCCAUCACAACCCCCAGGUCCCACUGUGGAGGCGGUCAGGUUGGAGUCCACAUCAUCUACGCUUACCCCAACCAGACAGGAUUCCCUGAUGAGCACUCGCGCUACGAUGCCUAUUGCUUUAAAGCUGAAACUCCUGUCGUUCAUGUUGAAAAUGAAACUGGUCUGGAUCUGACAGUGGUGACUGUGGAUAUUAUCAACAAGACAACAAUCACGGUUGAUCACUUCGCUCCCACAGUUGAAACUACUGUACACUACACUGAAACAGAAACCAGUGUAAAUAUUACAGAAAUUGAGGAGUUUAUCAACAAGACAACCACCACUACUCAGCUAGUUGCCCCUACUGUGAGACCCAUUCUGACUCCAGUCCAUGUUGAUGAGUCCGGCUCUGGUGCAAUUGAUCAUUCAGCCGGCUGGGAGAUCUCAGCGGAGUCUGGCACCUCUGGUAUCAGUGGGGAGGGCUCUGGUUCAGGACAAGACAUUAUCUUCAGUGGACGAACCGACGUCUUCUCUGGGGAGCCAUCUGCCUCUGGAGGUCCACAGGAGGCAGAAGGGGGAGGUGCUGUCAUCGUCACAUCUGGAGAACAUGAGAGUGCAUCUGGAUCUGGGGAGGGGUUAGAUAGAGAACACUCUGGCUUCGGUGUACAGGGAUCAGGUUUUCCCAGUGGAAGUGGGGACAUCGACAUUAGUGGCGGAGACUCAAGGAUCAUCAUGGUGGAUGAGAAGAUGGAGGAGGUGUCGAAAACUCACCAAAGACCCACUGAGCAGGAGUUAGGUCGGGGAGGGAUUGAUACCAGUGGGGCUUUCUUGGAAUCUGGAUCUGGAAGAAUGUCCGGGUCAGGCUCCGGUGAAUUUUCUGGCAUAUCAUUUGUGGACCACAGUGCCGUUGACCUGACAGUCCAGCCGUCUGGUGAGCAGGAGGUGUCUGGAUAUCGUCCCUUUGGCUCUGGGUUCCACGGCGGCUCUCCAAGUGGUUUUCCAUCUGGUGUUUCAGGCAGCAGCUCUGCUUCUGGGGACUAUAUCCUGCAUCGCGGGGAUGUCAUCUACCUUACAGACAACGACAUGAUGGAAGUGACCGUACCGCCACUGGAACGCCACCCUGAGCAGGGCCGAGGGGUGGUGGAGGUCAGCGGGGAAGGAAGUGCAUCAGGGAUCCAUCAUGAAUUCAGUGGCACUUAUGACCAAGGCUUGCAUUUCUCAGGAAGUGGAGCCCCUCAUAAAAAACUGACCACUGAGAAGCUUUCUAUCGCCCUGCCGCCUGGAAUGACUCACGCUGAGUACAUCGCCAGUCUUGACCAAUCGGGACACUGGGAGGAGGGUCAGGAAAGCCGUGCAGGACCUACAGAGUACGUAGUGACUCCAGAUGCAGCCUACACCAGCCCAACCACAGCACCAUCAAUGUCAUUAGCAACUCCUGCUGUAGUGGAGCAGCCAGAAGUAGUGGAAGACCCCUGUGAGCCAAACCCCUGCGGUUCAGGAACCUGCUCUGUGCAGGGAGAGCUCGCUGUGUGCCAGUGUCCUCAUGGUUUCACUGGCGAAGACUGCUCAACACCUGUGCAGGGCUGUGCAGAGGGCUGGCUGGAGUUCAUGGGCAGCUGUUACCUCCACUUUGCGGAGAGAGAUACCUGGUCUGAGGCUGAGCAACGCUGUCAGGAACUCAACGCCCACCUGGUCAGCAUCGGCUCGGUGGAGGAGCAGCAGUUUGUCAACUCCAAUGGUCAGGACUACCAGUGGAUUGGACUCAAUGACAGGGAUGUGCAGAAUGAGUUCCGCUGGACAGACGGCAGUCCUCUGACAUUUGAGAACUGGAGGCCCAACCAGCCAGAUAACUACUUCAACUCUGAGGAGGACUGUGUGGUGAUGAUCUGGCACGAGGGCGGACAGUGGAACGAUGUGCCCUGCAACUACCACCUUCCCUUCACCUGCAAGACUGGACCUGUCAUGUGCGGUGCUCCCCCUGAGGUGGAACAUGGGCGGCCGAUGGGCAGUGGCAGAGAGCGUUACCCCGUCAACUCCAUAGUCCGCUACCAGUGUGAUGCAGGCUACACACAGCGCCAUCUGCCUGUGAUACGCUGCAAGCCAGAUGGACAGUGGGAGGAGCCACAGGUGGAAUGUACAGAAGCCGGCGCCAACAGUAACAGGCUACACAAAAGAUCCCUCAGGAGAAGAAGUAAAGCGGUGAGCAGCCAACAGGAACAGAGGAAGCUGCUCUGAGCGGGAAUGAAAAGGACAUACAACAGAGAGCCACAAAGGACCCCCCCUCUUGUAAAGAAGCAUGGACACCAAUGCAAAUGCCCGACCAAAAAGAUAACAUUCCCUAUCGUGUAUAUACACACAAACACACACAAACACACACUAAAGCACAUUUAGACCGAGAUAGUGUGAUUGAUGUUUUGGAUCUUUGAGUGUCACCCUGCACCUUCUGAAGGCAGUUUUUUCUAUGUAUUUAUACUGUCUAAUUUAUAGCUGUGAUCUAGUAUUUGGAAGCAUUAGCUCAAUGCACAUGAUGACAUUUUCUGCAAUCAGUUGCCAGCACUGCACACAGAGUCAGGUAGAUAAAAUAGUGACGUAAGAGGCUUUAGAGUGACACACAAAGUCCAAAAACAGCCCAAUAAAAUAAAAGUGUUUUCGAUUGCAGCUGGAUUCUCUGAAGUCAAACACAUUGUUUCAUAGACUUUUGCUAUAUUUUUAGGGUAUUUUUCUAGAUCUGUGUGUCGUAGUAGUUUUUUAUUUCUUUUAUUCUGUCUCAAAGGACUACAAUGGUGUGCUUCAGAUUGGUGAAACAAUACUGUUUCUUACACUAUAGGCGACAACAGUGGUUCUUAGACCUUUUGGUUGUGACCCCUUGAAGGUAGAGUGUGUAGGAUUUAGUGACAUCUAGUGGGGAGUUUGCAGAAUGCAACCAACUGAAACUUCACCCAUGUGCCAAGCAUGUAGGAAAACUGGGGUACUAUCAAAAGCUAGUGUUCGGUUUGUCCGUGCUGGGCCACUGUAGAUACAUGGCACACUCCGUGGAAGGCGACCUGCUCCAUAUGUAGAUAAUGGCUCAUUCUAAGGUAAAGAAAACACAACAAUUCUUAGUUUCAGGUGAUUAUACACAAAUGAAAACAUGCAUUUCUGUCAAUAUAUCCCUCUAAAUCCUACACACCGGACCUUUUAAAUACAGCAAUGAGCACAUGUUACCCUUUUUAACCUACAAUAUGGAGAAUGUAGAAGUUAGGUUUUAUUUCAUUUGAAUAUCAGAGGAGGCGUUGAGGCUUACAGAGUUGCAUAAAAUCCCAAAUCUGAAUAAAAGCAGGGGAAAAUACAUGCCAACAUCGACAAAAUGUAUCACCAUCUUUUGUCACAACCUCAAGUUUUAGAGCCACUGUGCAACAACACCACCACAGUAUCAGACAUACUGAAAUGAUUGUGCUGUUCCAAUCGACAAUAAAUAUAGAAAUCCAAGUUUAUAAUGUGAUUAAAGUCACUGCUACAGACCUGGAUUGAAAUAAUCAGCACUCAUGCACUUUUGUCACUUCUGUGCUAAUCAUUUGAAUCCAGUGCACCUUAAACAUUAAAAAAACUCCUUAUAUAGCCAAGACAUUUUAAGAAAACUUUGCUUAAUAACAAGUGAGAUCUACAGUAUGACACUGAAUCGACUGGCUUCUCUGCCAGGAGAAGUCAUCCACCUUAUUGGGUCAUCUGUUGCAAAAAGAUGCACACCCAGGUGGGGUUUACAUUUGUGAGUUCUCAAGAGCAGUUGAUUACUUGUGUCAGCACUGUCUGAUGUGAGAAUCAUGCUUUUAAGAGAUUCAGUGUUUGCUGAGUGACGUUUCUCACUGUAAAUAUUCUCUCUACAGUUCUCUGAACAGCAGGAUCUGUCAAUACCAUACGCAGAGCAGACAGUUUAUCUGUUGAUUGAUUCAUUCAUCAUUGAUCUAUUUGUCAAUUUGUUAGUUUAAUUAGCUGGUAAGUUGCAGUUAUGAGUUUCUUAUCAAGUGGGCAUGACCUUUGAUUUUGACAGCCAGCUGAACACAAAGCCUCGGACGUCUUUUGCAGAGGUUUCUGGUUGUGAUUCGUACGACAGGGUCUUUAAAGCAUAAUGUACUUGUUAAAACUUGAGAAAUGAAACAAUUUUAGAAAAAAGAAGCUGUGAAAACAGUAAAAAAUUGUAUAGAAAUGAGAUAAAGAAGAUAGAGGUGGUGAUAAAAUGUUGACCAUGACCUUUAAAAAAGGUCAAGAUUUGCUUUUCAGCUCCGAGAGCAGAUACUUGUGUCCGUAUCUGACUUCUCACACAGCAAUUCACAAACACUGAAACAGCAACAACACAGAGGCAUACUGGUACUCUCAUGGACACACACACACACACAACUCAGUAAACAAACUACAGGAUAUGAAAGUGGGUGAGCGGGCGUGAUGACGCCACAAAGUGAAAACACCUAGCCUGUUUUAAGUUUGUACAUUUUGUACAAGUAAAUAAAUGAAUGAAGCUGAUUGGAUGGUGUGUGCUGGAAGUCUUUUACUAUUAUGUCACAGAGGGCGCUCAUAUUUCAACAUGAAGCUGACAUUUGAGUGAUUGAUAUGUAGAAGACAGUUGAAGAAAAACAGUGUAUCAGUGUUUUCAUUCUAUAACAAACUGAUUUUGACAAAUAAACCAAAAUAUGUGUAACGCUGCACACAGACACGUCUGUUGUGACUCUGUUCAGAUCCCGACUCCUGAUGUGAACAUACAGUAUG